Piliocolobus tephrosceles (Ugandan red Colobus) is the source of this 966-nucleotide messenger RNA. It is a transcript of the gene C1QTNF12, whose product is annotated as C1q and TNF related 12. The transcript is spliced from 8 exons. Lineage: Eukaryota; Metazoa; Chordata; Mammalia; Primates; Cercopithecidae. The record is from RefSeq and is a predicted model, not a curated record. Gene Ontology annotation, molecular function: hormone activity. Gene Ontology annotation, biological process: positive regulation of D-glucose import across plasma membrane; positive regulation of insulin receptor signaling pathway; negative regulation of gluconeogenesis. The coding region runs from base 1 to 936 and encodes 311 amino acids.
AUGCGGCGCUGGGCCUGGGCCGUGGUCGCGGUCCUCCUCGGGCCGCAGCUCGCGCUCCUCGGGGGCCUCGGGGCCCGGACGGAGGCACAGAGGACGCAGCAGCCUGGCCGGCGCGCGGAUCCCCCCAACGCCACCGCUAGCGCGUCCUCCCGCGAGGGGCUGCCCAAGGCCCCCAAGCCAUCCCAGGCCUCAGGACCUGAGUUCUCCGACGCCCACAUGACAUGGCUGAACUUUGUGCGGCGGCCGGAUGACAGCGCCUUGAGGAAGCGGUGCGGAAGCAGGGACAAGAAGCAGCGGGACCUCUUGGGUCCCCCAGGACCUCCUGGGCCCCCUGGCCCCCCAGGACCUCCAGGUGCAGAAGUUACCCCAGAGACUCUGCUUCUCGAGUUUCAGGAGCUGCUGAAAGAGGCCACGGAGCACCGGUUCUCAGGGCUCCUGGACCCACUGCUGCCCCAGGGGGUGGGCCUGCAGCUGGUAGGGGAGGCCUUUCACUGCCGGCUGCAGGGCCCCCGCCGGGUGGACAAGCGGACACUGGUGGAGCUGCAUGGUUUCCAGGCUCCUGCUGCCCAAGGCGCCUUCCUGCGAGGCUCCGGUCUGAGCCUGGCCUCAGGUCGGUUCACGGCCCCCGCAUCCGGCAUCUUCCAGUUCUCUGCCAGUCUGCACGUGGACCACAGUGAGCUGCAGGGCAAGGCCCGGCUGCGGGCCCGGGACGUGGUGCGUGUUCUCAUCUGCAUUGAGUCCUUGUGCCAGCGCCACAUGUCCCUGGAGGCCAUCUCAGGCCUGGAGAGCAACAGCAGGGUCUUCACGGCACAGGUGCAGGGGCUGCUGCAGCUGCAGGCUGGACAGUACGCUUCUGUGUUUGUGGACAAUGGCUCUGGGGCUGUCCUCACCAUCCAGGCGGGCUCCAGCUUUUCCGGGCUGCUCCUGGGCAUGUGAGGGCGCCGAGGGGGGCUGGGCCAGGAGCUG